CAUCAACCGCACGAAAACCCCCAAUCAGCAAAUUCGGCUCACACAAAAAUCUCGAAUCAAUGCUGUCCGGCGGUCCAAUUUCCGGCGCUCGAACCAGCGUCCGGAUCGUCGUCGUCGGGGAUCGUGGAACCGGUAAAUCCAGCCUCAUCGCAGCGGCGGCCGCCGAGACUUUCCGGCCGGAUGUCCCUCCCCUUCUCCCUCCCACUCGCCUCCCCGCCGACUUUUAUCCCGAAAAUACCCCCAUCGUCAUCAUCGACACCUCAUCCAGUUUGGAGAACAGAGGAAGGCUCGCUGAAGAGUUGAAGCGUGCCGAUGCGGUCGUGUUGACAUAUGCAUGCGAUCAGCCUGCGACACUUAAUCGCCUCAGUUCUUUCUGGCUUCACGAGCUUCGGCGAUUAGAGAUUAGGGCACCGGUGAUUGUGGCUGGUUGCAAGCUUGAUAGGCGAGAUGCGGAGUACAAUUUGAGCGUUGAAAUGUUGCCGCUUAUGCAGCAGUUUCGAGAGAUUGAGACUUGUAUAGAAUGUUCUGCCGCUAACAUGCUCCAGGUUCAAGAAGUAUUUUAUUUUGCUCAAAAGGCUGUACUUCACCCAACUGCUCCGUUGUUUGAUCAAGAAACCCAAGCUUUAAAACCUCGAUGCGUGAGAGCGCUGAAGAGGAUAUUCAUUCUAUGUGAUCAUGAUAUGGAUGGUGCUCUCAAUGACGAAGAGCUAAAUGAAUUUCAGGUUAAGUGUUUCAAUGCUCCUCUGCAACCUGCUGAAAUAGUGGGUGUUAAGCGAGUGGUACAGGAGAAGUUGCAUGAAGGAGUUAAUGAAUUUGGUCUUACCUUGACAGGUUUUCUGUUUCUUCAUGCUCUUUUCAUAGAGAAAGGCAGGAUUGAGACCACAUGGACUGUUCUGAGAAAAUUUGGGUACAAUGACGAGCUAAAACUUAGGGAUGAUUAUUUGUCAAUUCCGAACAAAAAGGCUCCAGACCAGAGUGUUGAACUGACAAGUGAAGCAAUAGAGUUUUUAAAGGGAAUCUUCAGCACAUUCGAUGAUGAUAAAGAUGAAGUUCUUCGUGAGAGUGAGCUUGAAGAUCUGUUUUCAACUGCACCAGAGAGUCCCUGGGAUGAAGUUCCUUACAGGGAUGCAGUGGAGAGAACUCCAUGGCGUGGGUUAUCUCUUUCUGGAUUUCUAUCAGAGUGGGCUCUUAUGACAUCACUCGACCCAGCUCAAAGUAUCGCCAACUUAAUAUAUGUUGGUCAUAACUGCAAUGCAGAAUCAGCCCUCAACAUAACUAGGAGAAGAACAGUGGACAGGAAGAAGCAACAUACAGAAAGAAACGUUUUCCAGUGUUUGGUUUUUGGGCCUAAAAGAGCUGGAAAGUCUGCAUUGUUGAUGUCAUUAUUGGGAAAGCCUUUUUCUGAAAACUAUAUUCCUACAAUCGGUGAACAAUAUGUGGUGAAUAUCGUUGACCAGUAUAAGGGUAAUAAGAAAACACUUAUACUUCGGGAGAUUCCAGAAGAUGGAGUUCAGAAACUUUUAUCCGAUAAGGAAUCUUUGGCUGCUUCUGAUGUAGCUGUUUUUGUUUACGACAGCUCAAGCGAGCAUUCUCUUAAAGCGGCAAUAGAAUUGCUUUCGAAUGUGGCUAGGCAAGGGGAAGAAACUGGUGUUGGGAUGCCUUGUCUCCUUAUUGCAGCAAAGAAUGAUCUUGAUUCGAAUUCAACAGUGAACAAAGACUCAGCAAAGAUUUGCCUGGAUAUGAGGAUGGAUGCACCUAUUCCUGUAAGUGUGAAAGAAAGAGAUCUGAAUGAUGUCUUCUCCAGAAUUGUAAAUGCAGCUGAGCGCCCUCAUCUGAGUAUUCCUGAAACUGAUCUCAGCCGCAGCAGAAAGCGGUACCGCCAGAUUGUUUCUAAUACUUUCAUGUGUCUCUCAGUUGGAGCUGCUGCUACUUUUAUUGGGUUGGCAGCAUAUCGAGCCUAUGCUGCAAGGAAGAACAGCUCCAGUUAGAUUGGCAGUUCUCCAGUGAAUUCAACUGGUAAUGUCAUAACACUUCAGUGCUUUUACGUGUUUUCUUUUUAAACUUUAUUUUAGUAUUUGCUGUUAAGUUAAUCUAGAAUAAUUUCAUUACAUUUUGAGAAUAUUUUAUUUCUCGCUUAUAGUUUUUUGUAUCUCAAAGCAUUGUUUCCGUGUUAAUAAUGCAUAUAAUUGAAAAACUGCCUUCUAUCCAGUUUCAUGUUUGAAUCA
Erythranthe guttata (spotted monkey flower) is the source of this 2225-nucleotide messenger RNA. RefSeq names its product MIRO-related GTP-ase 2 (gene MIRO2). The record is from RefSeq and is a predicted model, not a curated record. NCBI's taxonomy places the organism in Eukaryota, Viridiplantae, Streptophyta, Magnoliopsida, Lamiales, Phrymaceae. Gene Ontology annotation, cellular component: mitochondrial outer membrane. Gene Ontology annotation, molecular function: GTP binding; GTPase activity; calcium ion binding. Gene Ontology annotation, biological process: mitochondrion organization.